AUGCGUCAUGAAGCUUUUGAAGUAGUUCUCCAGAGGGGGCCUCUCGGCUUGGACGGUAAACCCGGUCCUCCUGGGCAAAAAGGAAGUCAGGGGCCAUCUGGACCAAAAGGAGAUAAGGGUGACCAAGGAGAGAUUGGGCCAAGGAUGGUCUUUCCUCGCUACGAUCACGGCUUCAUCUCUGCCGAUCAGCCCACUUUCCAGAGACGUAUGCUGAAGGGUGAUCAAGGCCAGGCCGGACCUCCAGGCCCACCCGGACCCCCUGGACCAAGAGGUCCUCCUGGAAACACGGGGAAGGACGGACCCCGAGGUCCCCUUGGAGAACAGGGUCCACCUGGGAAUGAUGGACAUCAGGGACCGAGAGGUUUACCAGGUGAUCCGGGUGAAGAUGGUCAACCAGGUUAUACAGGUCCACAGGGACCCCCAGGGUCAAAGGGAGAACGCGGUGAAGCAGGAGAUAAAGGUGACCGAGGCAUGGACGGCCUCCCGGGCCUUAAAGGAGACAAAGGAGAAGUCGGAGAAACAGGACCUCAAGGAGAAACGGGUCUUCCGGGCGAAAAAGGUGCGACAGGCUCCAGCGAUGUCAUCGCCUUCAAUGACAAACUGUUAGAUGCUUUUCAGGGACCGCCGGGUCCUCCUGGACCUCCUGGACCUCCAGGAUCUCCAGGAAAGGACGGGAUAAAGGGAGAACUGGGCUUACCUGGACUAGCUGGAGUAGAUGGAGAGAAGGGAGCUAAAGGAGAUGUUGGAGAACCAGGAAGCCCUGGAGACAGAGGAGAGAAGGGAGAGAUGGGACUCUCUGGUCCUGCUGGACUGGAUGGACAGAAAGGAGAGAAAGGAGACAGCAGACUAGAAGACAACCUGGUUCAGAUGAUUUCUCAACCAGGACCCCCAGGACCUCCAGGACCAAGAGGACCUCCAGGAUUUAUGGGUCAUCCUGGAAUUCCUGGUCCGAAGGGUGAUUCGGGAGAGUGUAUUAAAGGAGAUAAGGGAGAUCCAGGAGUUCCAGGAAUCCGGGGAGCUGAGGGCCCACAGGGACACACGGGUCCUGCAGGGUUGGUCGGCCUUCCGGGAUCCAAGGGCGAAAAAGGAAAACAAGGAGAGCCUGGAUUAGACGGCUUUCCUGGGCUUACAGGCGAUAAAGGAGACACGGGGGCUAAAGGAGAAAAGGGCGAUCGUGGCUCUGUAGGAAAGAGGGGGCUGAAGGGGCAGAAAGGAGAGCAGGGGCCGCCCGGGUUAGACCAGCCCUGUCCUGUGGGUUCUGCAGGAUGUAAAGGCCAGGCAGGUGAAAGCGGGCAGUCUGACCCCGGAGCUCCCUGCAGGCUGGGUCCGGAUGGCCUUCCGAUACCGGGCUGUUGGCACAAGUGAUGGCUAACAUGAAGCGUAAUCAGGUUCCUGUACAUAAUCCUACAGUAUAAAUACAACCUCCUAUUUUUUUAAUAAGACUUUGAUGAUUAUCCAUCAGCCAUAGAGUUACCUACAGUAUAUAUAUAUAUAUAUAUAUUUCCAAUAUACUACACAUUUUGGACCAACCUAGGAGUUUGUAUAUUUGUAUAAAUCUAUAUUUUUUAAUCUGCGUCGGACAUUUCGGAGGAAGGUGUGAAGGACCGCUUUCUUUGCCUCUGCUGCAUGAGCCCCUGCAUGUGACGUGACGUGAUCGUGACGUGAUCAGCGGUCGAACCGGGAGCGUUGUGUUCUGUUUUUAAAGGACGAAGGGACGAUGCAGAGGAUCAAGCGAAAGCGUCUGUCGCAGCCGUGACUACACAAGCGGAGGAGCAAAGUAAGCGAUCCGUCACACAGGAGCGUCUUGGUGAUGAACUGAAGUCUGGAGAAGUUCCCUUGCUCUGUAACGCAUGUGGGAACACACGUAACGGCUCUCGUGACGGUCACGUGAGAGAUCGAUGAGAGAUGUUUUGAGCUCUUCACUAGCUGAUGGAUGGAGAAAAGCUGGUUAUAUCUUCGUAAACGCUGACAAUCGGGUGUGGAGAAACGAUACCGAAGAGCUAACUGAUUUAUCAUCAUUACUAGCGUACGCUUCUUCUUUCUUUAUUAUUUUAUUUUGCAGGAAAUGAACCGUAUCAGAUGGUUCUUUUUUUCUUUUGUAAUUAAGGAAGUUUAGCGUGUUACUGUAUUUUUUUUAUAUUAUGAUUAUUAUUAAAUGUACACUACUACUAGAUUGUAUUAUAUUUUGGUACAAAAUAUACAUAUUGUCGUAUUGAUUUAUUAUAUUGUCGGGAUUCUUCAUGUUGCUAUGACGACCUGUGAUUUCGUUUAACAUCACAUUCAGUUUCUUUAUCUUUGUAUUAAUUUAUGGUAUAUUUUUGCUAUAUGGUAUAUUAUGAUAUAAUUGUUAGGGAUGCAUUGAUAUGAUUUUGUUUUUUGUUACACUUUUUUGUUGUACUUAUCGAUAACGAAUAACGACGCGGAAAUUGAGUAAAGUGGUUUUUUGUUACGCAAAACAACGAGGUUGCGUUAUUUUAUUUAAACGUGUGCACGUGCGCAGGCAAUCAGGCUCGUGAUCUUCAAACAUAAGGGUUCGAGCUGUUAUUUUCACUCACACACACAACGUUUAAGAUGUUUUUUGUUUUAUGGGAUGAUUUCCUCCUUUUGUGUCGUCAUGACAACGUUUGAUGCCUUCAGGUGUUUCUAUGCACGCACUGAGUUGUUUGGGUUAGAAAAUAGACGACUAAAUUCGCUUCGCUUGUGUUCGUCUUCAAUGACGAUGAGGUUUUAUAAUCGCUUUACUGAACGAAAACAGUGAACAGUUAACAUGCAUAAUUGUAACUUUUAAAAAAAAUCACACAUAACCUGAGGUUCACGUCUCAGUCAGCUCUGUAGCUCCUUAGGUAGUGACUCGGUAUAGAGUGUGUAACUGUGUGUUCUGUAAUUAUGUUAGCAUGUAGAAGACAACAUUUUGUUUUGCUUUAUAAGCUUAUUAUUAUUAUUACGUUAGCUUGUAGAAGCCAAAAUUCUGUUUUGUUUAUUCUUCUUAGACAAAAACUAAUCAAGAGUAACAACUCCUAGGGCUUUUGAGCUCCAUGCACCAAAAUCGGAUUUGUCGAAGACCCUGAAUUGAAAUUUGUUGCUAUUACUUUUCUAAUCCGAGUUCCGGUACUCAUUCGAUCUGAGUUCCGGUACUCACGGUACCGGAUCUCAAAAUGGUCUUUUUUGCUAUAGACACCCAUUAUAAAUACUCAGGACAAAGGUUUAAAUUGGUGUACCGACUGGCCCUUCGGUUUUCCCCCAGCCCCGCCCCCAAUUUAUGCAAAAUCAAAAAACUUUCCACAACAUUGACAUGUGACAUGUCAAAACACUCAGAACAAUGAGGGGAACUGCGUCACAGGUAUUCGGAUGAUGUCACAUGCUAGUAUCCACUCGCCUCCAAAAGUAUUGGCACCCUAGCAUACCGGCCUUACUUGCUCCGACAAGCCAACAUCAAAGUUUGUCGAACUUUACAAAUCUAGUUGGGUGAUGUGGUGACUCAAUUUCCGGGGACGUUCUAAUUUCCACCAGUCACUGAAAACCCAGACGUGAAAAGUAUUUAUAUGUCAAAUAAAUUUGUUUUCUCAAUCUCCCGGGUUUCUGUCACUGCACUUAAAAUAUGAUCAGAGGCUAGUGGAUUUGUUUUUAUUCAUUAAAAACUUAAAAGUUGUAAGACUCAAACAAACAAAAGUUUGUAGACAAAGUUGGCUGAGAGUUUGGUUAGUGCACAUUUUUCCCGAGCUGAGAGGACGUCCAGAUUUCCAGUACAGGAUUUAUGGAGUGAAUGUUCCCUGUGCACAGAUCCCUAAAUCUGACCGACUCCAUGCUCAGUGAGCUGAUUAGUGAACCAGUGAGCUGAUUGGUGAACCAGUGAGCUGAUUAGUGAACCGGUGAGCUGAUUGGUGAACCAGUGAGCUGAUUAGUGAACCAGUGAGCUGAUUAGUGAACCAGUGAGCUGAUUAGUGAACUAGGGAGCUGAUUAGUGAACCAGGGAGCUGAUUAGUGAACUAGGGAGCUGAUUAGUGAACCAGUGAGCUGUUUAGUGAACCAGUGAGCUGAUUACUGAACCAGUGACCUGAUUAGUGAACCAGGGAGCUGAUUAGUGAACCAGAGAGCUGAUUAGUGAACCAAUGAACUGAUUAGUGAACCAAUAAACUGAUUAGUGAACCAGAGAGCUGAUUAGUGAACCAAUGAACUGAUUAUUGAACCAGGGAGCUGAUUAGUGAACCAGGGAGCUGAUUAUUGAACCAGGGAGCUGAUUGAGACACAGCCGAUAUUCUACAGCGCAUGAGGUUUAGGUCUCACACUUUCUCGUGGUAUCGUUUAUUGACCUUAACGAGUCCGAUAUCGCACCUGUUAGAGUCUAUAUCAGUAUCAGUAUCGAUGCAUCCCUGCUAAUUGCGUUUUAAUAGACAAGAACAUUAAAGUAAAGGUUUGGCUUUCAUUCAUGGAUAUUUCUAAAGGUUAUACAUUUGUAGACUUUUAUGUAACAUGAAUUCACAGAAGCAUUUACAUUUACAUUUAUUUGCUACACAAGGUAAGAAUUCUAUAAUCUAUAAUCAGUUGAAUUAAACGGACGAUUUCGCUUCAUGGGAAACAAAUUCUGACUCUUUUCUUUCUUCUAAUUUACUGAGCGUCAUGUUGAUGUUAAUAUAUAUUUUUUACAAACACACACAGGUGCAGUGUAAAUGUUACAGAUAGGAAAGAGACACCAUCUCUCUUUUUCUCUUUCUUACACACACACACUUGGUUAACUGCGUUAUUUAAACGUAUACAAAGCCGUUAUGAAGCAGUGUGUUAAAUCCCGCUUACUGUGAAUCCUUGUUUUUUUUCAGCUCCCAUCAGCUUUAAGAACUGAAUUUAUUUCAGAAUUGUGUUACUUUCUAAGUGUUGCUGCUAAAGCAUUAUUUGUAUUUAUCUUUUGCGAUCGAGAAGCUUUCUCUCAGCAGCCGCAUGCCACCAGCGCUGGUGAAGAGCCGAAAUUCUCAUCAUUGUGUUUUAUAACAUAAAUCUGUGUUUAAACAUAAUAAUAAACGUUCAUAGCUUGGUGACUGGUCUUUUAUGUAAUAAUGGUUUAGAGAUAUAAAGUUUCCAACAGGAAUUAUUUCAGCAUUUUGAUUUUUUUUUUCAUAUAUAGUCAGUCAGGAUUACUCUGUAAUUGUGUUUGGCUAAACGGUGUUGAGUUACUGUACACGUGAUACAAGGACGUGCUCAUGAGACACCAGUAAAAUGUUCAUAUAUAUUUCCAAAUAAACUAUUUCCACUGAA
Tachysurus vachellii is the source of this 5247-nucleotide messenger RNA. Its product is annotated as collagen alpha-1(XXIII) chain-like. Lineage: Eukaryota; Metazoa; Chordata; Actinopteri; Siluriformes; Bagridae. Bases 1 to 1365 code for a protein of 454 amino acids. The transcript is spliced from 27 exons. The record is from RefSeq and is a predicted model, not a curated record.